CAUAUAUACAAGUUAUACUGUUAUACAAAUCACCAUAAGACAAAUCUUUCCUAUGGACCGCCUUCAACGCACUUUAUCGGAUAUCUCACACCAAAUAUCCAUAGACAACAGUCUAACAAAAGAGUCAAAUCCAACCGCAACCACAUCAACUUUGUUGUCCUUGGCAGCGAUAUCCGAAGUGGAAGAUGCAAAGUGCGAGUGUUGUGGCAUGUCUGAAGAGUGCACGCCAGAGUAUAUAAACCGUGUGCGUUCAAAGUUCUCAGGGAAGCUGAUCUGCGGGUUGUGCGCAGAGGCGGUGGAGGAAGAGAUAGAGAAGAUGAACAACAGUGAAGUGGUGGUGGAGAACCGGCGUGAGGAGGCAGUACAGGCCCAUAUGUGCGCAUGUGCCCGGUUCAACAGGUUAGGCCGGAGUUAUCCGGCGCUGUACCAAGCCGAGGCGGUUAAGGAGAUUCUGAAGAAGAGGUCUAAGAAGAUGGUUAGAGCCACCAAGUCUACCAAUUCUGAAAAAGGUGGCCUCACUAGGAGCUCUAGCUGCAUGCCUGCUUUGGCCAAGGAGCUAAAAGAUCGUACCUUGGUUAAUUAGUUUAUUUAAACACUCACUUUUAUCUUUAUGCAUGCUACUAUGUUCAUAAUAUAAAUAAAAAGAUAUAUAAACUUGUGUGUAAAGAUCGGGAGAAGGGUGUAACGUUAGUUACUUAGUUACAUGUAGUGAUUAAAUUGAUGGAAGUUUUUCAGUGUAUAGUGUUUUUUUUUUCCCGUGUAAGGUAUAGUCAGACGUUCUUCUCACUAGUACUAAAAUAUUUGUGAUCAACGGAUAAGAAA
Molecule: messenger RNA, 822 nt
Organism: Eutrema salsugineum
Lineage: Eukaryota; Viridiplantae; Streptophyta; Magnoliopsida; Brassicales; Brassicaceae
Exons: 1
Coding region: 53-583 (176 amino acids)
Source: RefSeq, a predicted model, not a curated record